GGGCAAGGGCAAGAGCGGCUGACGGCUGUAGGGCUGUGCUCCGGCGGGGUGUGUGUGUGUGUGUGUGUCGCUGCGCUCGGACCCGCCUCGUCCAGCAGUAACUGCCGCCUUCGGCUGCUUCUGCCGCCGCGCCUGAGGAGGGAAUCGGGAGCCGGGGCUCGAGCUGAGAAGCAUACACCAUGUCUUCUGUUGAUUCAUCAAAAGAAGACACAAUGUCGUCAGAACAAACAGAUGAGAAGCAACCUGAAACUGAAAACAAAGCUGGGGAAAGUGAUGAAGAUGAAGAAGAAGAGGAGGAGGAGGAGGAAGAAGAAAAGGAGAAGAGUCUCAUUGUUGAAGGAAAAAGGGAGAAGAAGAAGGUUGACCGACUGACCAUGCAAGUGUCUUCGCUGCAGAAGGAACCUUUUACAAUUACACCAGGAAAAGGACAAAAACUCUGUGAAAUUGAGAGGAUACAGUUUUUUCUGAGUAAAAAGAAGACAGAUGAACUUAGGAACCUGCACAAACUCCUCUACAACAGGCCAGGCACUGUUGCAUCCUUAAAGAAGAAUGUGGGUCAGUUCAGUGGGUUUCCAUUUGAAAAAGGAAGUGACCAAUAUAAAAAGAAGGAAGAAAUGUUAAAAAAAUUUAGAAAUGCAAUGUUGAAAAGUAUCUGUGAAGUUCUUGACUUGGAAAGGUCAGGAGUUAAUAGUGAGCUCGUAACCAGAAUAUUAAACUUCCUGAUGCAUCCAAAAUCUUCAGGCAAGCCAUUGCCAAAGUCCAAAAAGCCACAAAGCAAAGGUGGCAAAAAGGAGCGCACUAGCUCUGGAACAACAAGAAAAGCAAAACGCACUAAGUACCCAGAAAUCUUGUCAGAUGAAUCCAGUAGUGAAGAAGAUGAAAAAAAGGAAAAGGAUGAGUCUUCAGAAGAAAAAGAAAGUGAGGAUGAGCCCCCUAGAAAAGCAUCUAAAAGAGAAAAAUCUAAAAAGAUGACUUCUAAAACCAAGAAAGCUUUGAAGGGUGCAAAUGUCAAGAAGGCAGACAGCAGCACUACUAAGAAAAAUCAGAACAGUUCUAGAAAAGAAAGUGAGUCUGAGGAUAGUUCAGAUGAUGAACCUUUAAUUAAAAAACUGAAGAAACCACCCACAGAUGAAGAACUGAAGGAAACUGUCAAGAAUUUGUUGGCCAAUGCAAACUUGGAGGAGGUUACAAUGAAACAAAUCUGCAAGGAGGUGUAUGAAAAAUAUCCUAGUUAUGAUUUAUCUGACAGAAAAGACUUCAUUAAAAAAACAGUCAAAGAGUUGAUUUCAUGAUCUGAUUUGACUGUGGGAAAUGAAGAUUCCUGGGUUUACGUUUCCAUGGAUUUGAAGAUCUGAUAGGCACCAGCAAAAGGAAUGUGUCUUACCCUUGUGGUAUUAAGUCAGAGCUAAUUUUUCUGAUCUAAUGUUAAGAGUGUUAAUGUAAAUUGCUUUGUGUGUUUGGUUUUUUUUUUUGUUGUUGUUUUGUUGGGUUUUUUUUAAAAAGAACUGCAUUUGAUGCAAUUUUAGUUGAACAUACUUAAGUUUAAUGCAUGGCAAUAAAUGUUUCCUUUUUUAUAGUUUUGUACAUUUUGAAUUGCGUUGUAUAACUAGAUUCAUUAGAGCCACCAUAGCUUUUUAGUGUGGAUUACCAGCAUACAGGAGAUUUUAAAAUCUUUUAAAAGAUGAAAGCUGCUUAUCUACAUAUGUACAUGCAGAGACUGCAAUAUUGCAGUAUUGGUUACAGAGAUAUUUUGAAUACAUACUCAUUCUGAAAAUAAGAGUUAGUUACAUAUUAAUCUCUUUUAUAUUCUGAUACAUUCUGCAAAUACAGAAUUCUGAAUCUAGAUUACAGUUUUGCAUGUGUAGGCACUGAAAGAAUUAUCACAGCAUGGUAACUAAUUGGCAUAUAGAUGUUAUUUUUGUACUUCUAAAGGGCUUUUUGUUGUGUAUAUAAAGUUAUUUCAAAUUUCUUUUGUGCAAAUCAGUUUUUUAAUUUUGGUAUCUUUGAAUUUAUGACAUGAAAUGUCAGUGUUCCGCAGUGAGGCAGUGAUAACAAGCGGUGUGCAGAAGUUUCAUGAAAAUGACCUGAGGUUUCAUUAUGUUUUUCUCAUCUUCCCUUGUAUAGAAACUGAACUGUAGGUUUAUGCCUGUAGUUUAACUUUAUACAAAGACUACAGACAUUGAAACAAUGUCUUGGAUGUAGUAAAUAAAAUCCCUCCAAAGGCAAUAGGAACAUUUCUGAAGUUCACUUUGCAAAAUAUCUUUUAUGUUGAUGUCUUGACCUGAUGGCCUAGCAUCUCAGAAGUGAGUAUCCACAAUACACAGCUGGAGGCUUGAUAGCUUUGAAAAUCCACAGUAGGGCUUCCAAAUCGGGCAGCAGUGAUGUGAAUGUAUGUUUAACCUUCUGUGUGGGAAGGCUUUUCUAAACCUUGGCUUCAUUGCCUCAGCAUGGACAAUGGUACUUAUAAGCCUGCGGUCUUGAGCUUUGGCUAGCAGCGUUUAGGAUCAAAGUCAACUCUUCGCAUAAACUUUUGUUUAGGUUUUCUCUUCUCCAUACACUUUGAUUCUCAUAUGGGAAGUCCUACACUUAAAAUCAUAAAACCAAGGGCUGCCGAGGUGGGGGCUGCCAUUCACACCAUGAGCACAGAAUCCCUCUGACUAGAAUUGCUGGAAAGACAGUGUAUUUUUUUGAAUUUUAUUAUUGUACAGUUGAGAAGUAAGGGUUCAUAAGUUAGCUAAAUUCCAAAAACGUUCAGCCAGUUAGACUUUUGAUCUUGCAUACUUUCGAAUUUCUUUGGGUGUAAUCAUUUAUAACAAGGCUGAAUGUAAUGGGGAUUUUUUUGUAUUCAAUAAAUGUCUUUCACAAAAAUGUAAAUCACUUUUAAUCUAACAUUUGCUUACAUGUAUAGUAAAAAAAAAGAUCUAUACAGGAACAAGGUGGUCUGUCUUUAUCUCAUCUGCUAGAAAACAGUGGCUUCUCUAGUUUAGAGGGCACUUGCUGAAAUGUCUGUCCUUGCACACGGGUUUUGUAUCUUCUGUGAGGUUGUUUUGUGUUUUGUGUGUUUUUGUCUCUGAACUGUCUUAGCAGAAAGAACACUUCUUCAUUUGCAAUUAAAAACAUCAAAAAUAUGAGUCAGUCUUAAGAGCAGAAAGUUGUAUUAAGUUAACUUGUAUUAAGUUUUGAUGUUUUACAGAUACUUAAACUGCCUUUUGAUUUUUAUGUAAAUGUGUUAGCCAGUUUUAAUUAUAUGGGUCAGGACCAAAGUAUAAACAUAUUUUAAUAGUUUAAAUUCUAAUGAAAACUUAGAAAAGGAUAGCAUACUUCUAUUUAUUUUAUAUAUGCAUUAGUUGCUACUUUGGAAUUGCACAGAUAGAAUGGAAAUGAACUUAACAACCUUCAAAUGCUUUGUUUAAAUCCCCUAACACCUCAAUGUUAGUCCUCAACAGAGAAGAAAUGUGUUUCCUUGCUAAUCCAUAUCAGUCCGACUGCAGCUGAUAGAGGAUUCCACUUCUUUAUGCAAUUGGGAGAAAGGCUGCAAGACAAUACUAAAAUAAAAUAAAUAAAAAAUAGAGUAAGUAAAUAAAUAAUAAAAUGUCCUGCUUAUCCUGAUGCUGUUGGAUUAGAAGCACGCCUGAUUAAGGAUCCUAAAUCCUGUUCACAGAGUCUUAUAAAAAUAGAAAUGGGUUAACUGGAUAAAAGGUAACUGAAUAAAUUGUUCAGUCAUGUACCUUCCACAUGCUUAAGGUAAUGUCCUGAUCAUUGUAUUCUAGAGAAAAAUAGUCCUGUCAUCUUGAUUUAAUUGCUUCUAGCCCAAUUCCUACACUCCAGUGUAUUGGUUCCUCUUUUUAGUUAGGUUUUUCGUAUUUGGUAUUUUGGUUGGUGACUUGCAAAACCACAAGUUACUGUGAACUAUUUGCAAGUAUAAAUAGCUGUUCUUAUGAGCACUUGGGGCAAUAGUGUAUGGGGCCUGUAGGAGAAGGAAGAUGGAGAGGACUAGGUGGGAAGGAGAUCAGCACUUUGGACUGAAAAGAGGUUAUGUGGUAACCCACGGAUUAAUGGUCAGGCAUGCCUAACCAAGGUGAAAUUAGAAAGACACAGCUGUAAAUUCCAUCCCACUUUUUUUCCAGAAGCUCUAGACUAACAGCCAUCUUGGACCUGAGCAGGCUCUUUAUAGGGUCUGUGGUCUUUCUGUGUUACCCUGUUACAAGGCACAUGCCAGAGCAAGAUCUAAGAAUUGUCUGAGUUUAUAUUAGCCACUGCUAAGCUGUACUUGAAAAUAACCCUUUUGAAGGCUGAUACUUAAUCUGGGCAAAUAAAGCCCCUGGCUGCCAGCAUAGUGAUUCUAGUAAAGCUUAUUAGCUCUUCUGUUUCAGAGAGAGGGGGGGUGGCUCAUUACCACUUGGGCAGAUCUAGUUUUCCUUGUUUCCAAAUCACAAAGUUGACUAUAAUACAGUAGCUCCAACUGGACUAGAUGAAAAUGUUCCUGAAAUUAUUUCUGGUGGUUGUUAGUUAGGGAGAAGAGUGGAAAAAUAUGUAAGAUACCAGAAUAGUGUCUGAAAACAGUAAGAAAUUUAGUAAAAUCAGUUCUCAGCAACUGGAAUAAAGAAACAUCUUGACUGCUGCCAUGUGUGUUGUUUUCCUUCUGCACAGAAAUGUUUCUCCUGCCCUUGAAUUCAGAAUAUUCAUUA
Cinclus cinclus is the source of this 4688-nucleotide messenger RNA. It is a transcript of the gene DEK, whose product is annotated as DEK proto-oncogene. Gene Ontology annotation, molecular function: histone binding; DNA binding. The record is from RefSeq and is a predicted model, not a curated record. Gene Ontology annotation, cellular component: nucleus. The transcript is spliced from 11 exons. Gene Ontology annotation, biological process: chromatin organization; regulation of double-strand break repair. NCBI's taxonomy places the organism in Eukaryota, Metazoa, Chordata, Aves, Passeriformes, Cinclidae. Bases 180 to 1292 code for a protein of 370 amino acids.